Molecule: messenger RNA, 1203 nt
Organism: Indicator indicator
Lineage: Eukaryota; Metazoa; Chordata; Aves; Piciformes; Indicatoridae
Gene: CXXC4
Product: CXXC finger protein 4
Exons: 1
Coding region: 4-1203 (399 amino acids)
Cellular component (GO): nucleus
Molecular function (GO): zinc ion binding; methyl-CpG binding
Source: RefSeq, a predicted model, not a curated record
AUCAUGAACACCAACGUGUGCGUGGAGAGCGGCCCAAACCCCGAGGCGCCGGGGCUGCCCAAGGACAGCCACCUGCCCGAGGGAGCCCUCAACAGCCUUGUGGAUUACAACUCGGAGAUGGAGAGGUACCGCUCGUUCGCCACCUUCUACAAGACCAACGGUGGUGCGUUCCCGCAGGCGGCCAAGAUCGCGCGUAUCACCACCCCCAUCUUCCCCAGCGCCGCCGCCGCCGCAGCCGCCCGCAUCGGCAUGUCCCCCUGGAACUGCGACACCGCCACGGCCGCCGCUGCCACCGCCAUGCUCUGGGGCAGCAGCAGCGGCGGCGGCGGCGGCGGCGGCGCGGCGGGCGGCGCGAGGAAGCCCUCCUCCGCCGCCGCCGCCUCCGCCUCCGCGGCCGCCGCCUCCUCGCUGCACGCCGGCAGGGGCGGCAUGCACCACCGGAGCGACUCGCAGCGGCUGGGGAAGCCCGGCUGCCCGCCGGCCGAGCAGCCCGCCCUGCCCAUGGCCAACGGCAACUUUCUCUCCACCCUCUCCCCCGAGCACUGCCGGCCGCUGGCCGGCGAGUGCAUGAACAAGCUCAAGUGCGGCGCCGCCGAAGCCGAGAUCAUGAACCUCCCCGAGCGCGUCGGCACCUUCUCGGCCAUCCCAGCGCUGGGCGGCCUCUCCCUGCCCCCCGGGGUCAUCGUCAUGACCGCCCUGCAUUCCCCCGCCGCGGCCUCGGCCGCCGUCACAGACAGCGCCUUCCAGAUCGCCAACCUGGCGGACUGCCCGCAGAGCCACGCCUCGGCCUCGCCCGCCUCCGCCCUGGGCGCCGCCGCUGGCGCGGGGGGCGGCGGAGGCGGCGGCGGCGGCGGCGGAGGGGGGGUCGGCGGCACCGGCGGCAGCGGGGCCGGGGCCGGGGCGGGCAAUCCCGCCAAGAAGAAGCGGAAACGCUGCGGGGUGUGCGUGCCCUGCAAGCGGCUCAUCAACUGUGGAGUCUGCAGCAGUUGCAGGAACCGCAAAACGGGACACCAGAUCUGCAAAUUUAGGAAAUGUGAAGAGCUUAAGAAAAAACCGGGCACUUCGCUAGAGGUCAGAGGAGAUGAUUUCUUUUUCCCCAGCCUCCCGCCGUCCCUCCUCAACCCCCUGCCUCCCCCCCUCCAGUGCUUCUUGUCUAGCUUCAAGAUGCAGCAUCCCUUUUCCGAGGCCUCCUUCAGGCUCUGA